AGGUCUGCAUUUUCACUUAGAUAGUUUGAGGACAGCCUCCCCAGCUGUAAUAACGUAAUCCUCUUUAGAUAAUUUCCGCUUUGAUUUGGUCUCAAACUCAAUCGAGUUCUACGUGGUAGUGGAGCUAGGUGAGCACCCAGUUGUAUGUCAACAUAGAUUGUUCGUUUCGUAGGAUAGGGUGAUAAAGAUACGUUAUAUGUUUUGUUGAAAGAGUAGAGUUUUGGAGUCCUUUCUGUAGAUAGUUUUGCAAUACGCUUUUGUACUCCCACUCUCCCAGAAUAAAGGUGUUCGAAUAGUAAAUAGCCUAUUGAUUCUAGUCUGAAUCACGAAGUCAAGGAUCAUCCUUCCCCGCCUCAGUCAUUGACACCUCCAUACUAUCACAUUUACGUUGGUUUUGACCUCUUCGUUCCUCUCGCCAUUCCAAAAAUCCAGCUUCAUCUUUGAGAACCUCAAGCAGUAGUCUUUAUUUGUUUUGAUUCACCAUUGUUCUUGUAAAGUAGUACUAGAAGCUAUCUUAUUCAACGUCAUAGCUUAGAGGAGGUAUAUAGAGAGUUUGAGAAUCAUGUCGAAGUCACGAGGUGGCGUGUCUUCAAUGAGCAUGGGGGGUGGGUCCUCUGGCGGCGGACGGCGUGGUUCCUCAUUUAUGGGUGCUCAGUACGACAUAGCGGAGGAGGCUAAGGUAUGCAAGAACACGUCCCAGAUCUCGCUGAAACAAGCCGCCAAAGACCACGAGUGCUACUGGAAAAGUCAUGACGCCAAUCCACACGAAAUCAUUUUUGACUUCGGACGAAAGGUACUUCCUCGAUGUUGAUGUUCACACGAGGACACGGCUUGCCGUAGUUGGUAGACUUGGAUCAAAGAUACGUUUCUGCCCAAGAAUAGUCCUCGUGGUCAUAGAUGAAUGACUUUCCAUAUGCAUUGCUACUGCUUCGUAUGGGUUAGUGACCCUGAAUCUAGCGAUUUGUUUGCCUAUCUUCAGGGUGAAAUCCUUUCUACAAAAUGAAAAUUUCAGAUAUCGCUGACAACGAUGGAUAUCGGUUUGCUAGGGUGCGAUACCGUUCACGACCAUAUCAGUUACAACCCAAAAUGUGUCGCCGUUAGCUACUGCCAAGAUGCGGAGUUCGAUCCAAGUGCCAACCGGGCACUGUGGUUGCCAGCGAAGCGCAUCUUUUGCCCACGAGAGGUUGAAGAGCUGGAGGUACAAUUCACUUUUUUGCGCAAUCUGUACGAAGUAACUAGGAAGUUACAUGAAUGGCUAAUUCAAAUCCUAUAUGCUAUCUCGUCGCCAGCUAGAGAUCGCAGACCCGCUCUCGCAUGCUUUCAAAUGACUCUCUGCCCAUCUGCUGUAAGGUUUCAUGGCGAUGCGAGGAACCAGCGCGGUUCUGGAAGUUGGAGUUGCAAAUGGCUUGGGAAAAGGCGCCACAUAUGAUCAUUAAAAGUAUGAAGAUGCUUGCGGAAGACGCAGGAGCACGGCCAAAAAAUAGUGAUCUGAAGACCAUGUCAAAAGAGCAGACUAGUAAGCUGACCAGGCUGUCCAUGGAAUUCGACAUGGAUAAAAAUCUAUCCGAAGAUAUUAUCAAGGUACACUUCUUCACCUACUUUUAGUAUUAUCCAUCGCAUUCGCAUGAUGACACCAUUUCAAAAGGCCUCUGACCAGCUCUUGAGCUGCGUGAUUAGGUUCUGAAACGAGAAAAGGUUAAAUGUCUGAGACAUCGCUGUAUGACGCAGUAUGACAAUGACUGAAUUCGAAACUACAGUCCGAGUUCUUGGGUACAAGUUUCAUCACUAAAAAAUCAAGAUUUCAUGCAUACUAAUCUUUUGAUUUUUGUUUUCAAUAAUUCUAGGUACGCGCACUAGCACGUAAGUAUGGAGUCACUGUAGACGAUGCGGAGAUGUUGAGAAAAAAGUUCAAUCUAUUCGACGCGGAUGGAUCUGGUAUAAAUUAAAGUGAUGCCCAAAAAAUAGCACAAGCUCCUUCUGAAUAGUAGUUGUUCAAAGUCGUGAUUCUGUUUGCCUGUUCUCACCAUGCAAUUUGUUAUCCUAUGUAUCGUUGAAUUAGAGUAAACGAAGGAACAGGAUUCAACAUCCUAGUUGUUCCCCCCAUUGUUCACACAUACGAUAAUACAUCCCGCCGAUCCCUAAAAAACCCUUCCAGGAUUCAUCGAUAAAGACGAGUUCAAGCAAGUGCUGCAGGCGUUCAUGGGGCAAAAGAAUGAGAUUUCGAAAGAGCGGUUUGACUCCUACUGGCGGGAUGUCGAUCAAGAUAACUCAGGAGAAGUGGACUUCGAAGAAUUCUUGGCCUGGUAGUUUUUCUUAACAAUGGGUAUACAUCGGCAUGAUUGAUGUAGAUGUUGUUUGAAUCAACAUCAACAUAUCGAGCUUCAUUUUUUGUUUCUGGGCAUUUUUUUCUACUGAUUACGAGGAAGUUCAUCUAUCCAUCAUGAAAUUCUAAACAGGUACCAAGUGACCGUGAAGACUGGCGGCCUAUCCCCGGAAGGAUUCUACGCUACCUUCGGUAUGCAACGACUCGGGCGCAUUGCCCAAGCCUACGACGACGAGUAGGUUCGCUACUUGUCAAGAGGAACUAGUGACUUUGUAGUCGUAGUAGCAGUUCACGUUGAGUAAGAUAUUUUCAGAUCGAUAAGACGCAACUCAGAACUUUAGGAAACCCUGUCAUGUUUUAGAAAGUAUACAGUUGAAGCGAGUCAGAAAUAGAAUCAAGAAUGAGCAUCUUCAGUAAGUACUAUGUUCAUGUCAACGUAAGCGAAAGAAAUUUGAAAGAAAUGUCUUCCUGUAUAAGUACAAUGAACUCUGCGGCCGUGGUGGUGCUAGGACGCAUGGAAACUGCUAGGGACGAGAGAGGUUAUAGUCAGUUUUUUGUUCUAGUUCUUCACACAUGAGACAAACGUGUGUAUAUGUUUAUCUUAUUUUGGAAAAUUGACGGGGAUCUCGACGAGCGCACAAGUGACCCUGACUCCGAUACCGGAUCGGGCGAAAAGUGCGUUCUUUGUGUUGUUUGUUAGUAGAAGUCGAGAAAAAGUAAUGUCAUUAGAGGCGAUAGAAUUUUUAGAGGUCGUGCAUUCGAGGUAUGAUUCUUCUAGUAGAAUGUUGCAAUAGAAGUAGGCAGAUAAUCGAGGUGUCCAAAUAUUCAUCUAGUAGAAUCUUGCAAAUACAUUGAAUUGAGCAGUAGACAACUCAGUAGUACUUGUGUCGAAAUUAAAUCGCCGAUUUCUAUCUUCGUUUUGGCAUAUCAAAUUAGCUGGAUUAUGUUAGGCGAAACACAAGGAGGGGGGCGAACUAUUGUUCAGUGACUCAGGUGGACUGUCGGAGGCUCGAGCUCCUACUGGUGCCGUUCCCUUGUUUAUCUACUAAUCUGUGGCCGCACCAACACUCACGUGCUUCCAGCAACACAGUUUUUCGACAUACGUUCGACAUUAAUCAGAAAAAAUAUGUCCCUACGGAGAUGGAGAUUCGCUCGCAACCCCCACAUGCUCACAUAGUGCAGCUCCUCGUCGAAGACAUCCCGGUCUGGCGGCAAAGUGCACGCUCCUCUCGUCGCGUGGAAGUUUAGACGACUACACGACCAGGAGGAGUAGGCAUGAAUAUGUCGGGAAUACUGCCACCGAUAAAACAGGGCUUAGCGUCCUUGUAUAGUUUAGGGGGGCCUUUCUAUGCAUAGUAAUUACCAAAGAAAAGGUUGAAGCUGACGUAACAGUAGUAGCAGUAUUCCAAAGUAUAUGAGGCUGAGGGUCUAUUCUGAAACCAGGAAGAUGAGCUACCACGACGAUAUGAACAUUCAACAUUCGAUUUCGAAUGUGCCAGCUAAUGUUGAAGUAUUAUUCUGAUCACUAUUUCGAUCCGCGGGGUGACUGUGAAGGGAGAUUGAGAG
Molecule: messenger RNA, 3889 nt
Organism: Amoebophrya sp. A25
Lineage: Eukaryota; Dinophyceae; Syndiniales; Amoebophryaceae
Source: the annotation of a GenBank genome assembly